GGGCGAACGCUCUUCCGCUCGCAGGUUUUUUUCAGUGUCAUUUUAAGUUGCAGCUUCCGGCCAAUCCGCGGGCUCGCUGCCGCUGACGUCACGAGCAGCCAGUUCCCUCCAGCUGCGGAGAGCUCCAGUUUGUCUUUUUUUAAAAACUAAAAUGGAGGCCGGCCUCUCGCCGUGAGGAGCGCGCGCCCUUCCCGCGGGAGCCUCGAUGUUGACAUGUAACAGGGCGGGCAGCGGGAUGGUGGUGGAUGCGGCCGGCUCCAACGGGCCCUUCCCGCCCGUGGCCCUCGUCCACAUUCGAGAUGUUCCUCCUGCGGAUCAAGAGAAGCUUUUUAUCCAGAAGUUACGUCAAUGUUGUGUCCUCUUUGACUUUGUUUCUGACCCACUGAGUGACCUGAAGUGGAAGGAAGUAAAACGAGCUGCAUUAAGUGAGAUGGUAGAAUAUAUCACCCACAAUCGGAAUGUGAUCACAGAGCCCAUUUAUCCAGAGGUCGUCCACAUGUUUGCAGUUAACAUGUUCCGAACCUUGCCACCCUCCUCCAAUCCUACGGGAGCAGAAUUUGACCCAGAGGAAGAUGAACCAACGCUAGAAGCAGCCUGGCCUCAUCUGCAGCUUGUUUACGAGUUUUUCUUAAGAUUUUUAGAGUCUCCAGAUUUCCAGCCUAAUAUAGCAAAGAAGUACAUUGAUCAGAAAUUUGUGUUGCAGCUUCUAGAGCUCUUUGACAGCGAGGAUCCUCGGGAGAGAGAUUUUUUAAAAACCACUCUUCAUAGAAUCUAUGGGAAAUUCUUAGGCCUGCGAGCUUACAUCAGGAAGCAGAUAAAUAAUAUAUUUUAUAGGUUUAUUUAUGAGACGGAGCAUCACAAUGGCAUAGCAGAACUACUGGAAAUACUGGGAAGUAUCAUUAAUGGAUUCGCCUUACCACUAAAAGAAGAGCACAAGAUUUUCUUACUGAAGGUGUUACUGCCCUUGCACAAAGUGAAGUCUCUGAGUGUCUACCAUCCCCAGCUGGCGUACUGUGUCGUGCAGUUUUUAGAGAAGGACAGCACCCUCACUGAACCAGUGGUAAUGGCACUGCUCAAAUACUGGCCAAAGACUCACAGUCCAAAAGAAGUAAUGUUCCUAAAUGAACUAGAAGAGAUUUUAGAUGUGAUUGAGCCGUCAGAAUUUGUGAAGAUCAUGGAGCCUCUUUUCCGACAGUUAGCCAAAUGUGUCUCCAGCCCUCACUUCCAGGUGGCAGAGCGGGCACUGUAUUACUGGAAUAAUGAAUACAUUAUGAGUUUAAUCAGUGAUAACGCAGCAAAGAUUCUGCCCAUCAUGUUCCCAUCCUUGUACCGCAACUCAAAGACCCAUUGGAACAAGACAAUACACGGCUUGAUAUACAAUGCCCUGAAACUCUUCAUGGAGAUGAACCAAAAACUCUUCGAUGACUGCACCCAGCAGUUCAAAGCAGAGAAACUGAGAGAGAAGCUAAAAGUGAAAGAGCGAGAAGAAGCGUGGGUUAAGAUAGAAAAUCUAGCCAAAGCCAACCCCCAGUAUGCAGUGUAUAGUCAAGCCAGCAUCAUGAGCAUUCCGGUUGCAAUGGAGACAGAUGGGCCUCAGUUUGAAGAUGUGCAGAUGCUGAGAAAGACAGUGAGCGACGAGGCUCGUCAGGCACAGAAAGAUCUGAAGAAGGACCGUCCUCUUGCGCGCCGCAAGUCCGAGCUGCCUCAGGACCCCCACACCAAGAAGGCCUUGGAAGCUCACCGCAGAGCUGACGAGCUGGUGUCCCAGGACGGGCGCUAGCCUCGAGCACCGUGGAGCCGGGCCUGCCAGCCCUCCUGGAUGCUGUAGGAAACCCAUACUGUUUGUGCCAUACCAGUCAGUUACACUCGAAGUCCAAGCUCCCUUCGGCCCCGUUCUGUAGGCAAUAACCCACGUCCGCCUCAGCUCAGCUCGAGAUUAGGAGUUCAAACAAUGGUGGCUUCUCUGGCCCCGCUGGCCAAGCCACUGGUUGACAACAGUGCCUUCAGUGUUGUCGCCAGCCCAGCAUGGCCCUAAGUGAGACUGUGCCCCCGAGUCAGGGCUGUAGGAAAGCACCCUGGUCGUCAUCUCCGCGUCCCACCCAGUGGAACCUGUGGUCCUCUAAAAUAGGUGGUUCUGUGGUAAUACCAAUGAUUUUCAAAUCUAAGGACACUUUUAAAAGUAUUUCCUAUUUCUCUGAGACUUUACAGCCUUUGAAGUUGUCUCCACACGGUUGCCGCACCAGCAGCUUCCGUCUGCUGCUCAGAUCUCCCAGAAUGGCCGUUUGGCCUCACCCUGGCGGCCUGCCGGGAAGGGACCACCACCCCCAGCCCUGGCACCCGGCGUCUCCUCCCUUUGAUGAGUGGCACUCACGCCACGCCCUGCUUCUCUCCUGUCCACCGAAAGCCAUACUCCCUAGUCUGCGGUAGCGCCCAGGGUUCCAAAGUAAGCUCAGAGGAGGAGGUUGAUGAAAAGCACUUUCUCAGUCCACCUUGACUGGAAUUGGGAUUUUUAAAUUAUGUCUUCAUAUUUUUAUUGACAGAAUCGGUUUUUUCAUCUACUUACACAUUGCUAUCCUUCAGGAAGGCUCUUGACUCAAAAUUAUAGCGCCUAAGAAUUCUGUAUUUGUGGAAAGUUACAAUGCAUUAAGCCACUUGGCCCAAUGCAAACCGCAGCUACCUUUGGGCAUAAAGUACCAAACAGCGCUGCAGGCGUUGGGCCAGGGCACCGCUCGUGCUGUGAGGAAGCAGCAGAGAGGGCUGGUGAGCCUUUCUCUGUGUGGGGAGAGCACGUGUCAACCUCAUGAGGAAAGUGCAGUGACUGCGUUUUAUCUUCAAAUGCUGCUAUGUGUCCCCAGACUUCUUGCAUGGACUCGGCUUUUGUUUUAGGUGGAAUAGCACAAGGAGAAAUCCCUACGCUUAGUGCUUUGUCUCCUUUAGUCUCUCAGGGUGGCCAGUAUUUGGACUUACUUAUCCUGCUUGAAAGCUACUUGAGACGUGUACUGCUAUUCUGAACAGUGACUAGUUUCUUUUGUCUCUGACAUAUAUAUAACUUGAUGUUUAAAUGUCUUGACGCAUAAGAGGUAAAAUGUGGCUUCUUUGCAGAUCUGUUUUUAAUCGUGGUCUUGGGUAUUCAUGAAAAGAUUGUGAAAUCAGACAUUGCUCCUAUGCUGCCACAGAGCCCCACUGCCCGGGGUUUCCUUAGAUCCACUGACGCCCCUCACUCCUUGUGUCGGGGAGGAAAGGCAUCUCCAGGGAUCAGCCAGCCAGCGGGAGCAGUAAAUGGAAAAGUGGCCCCAGCUGAAGGUGGACAGGUUGGUCCUUGGUGAGAAGUACACUUCCUGAGAAACUUGACAAGUAUCUAUCCAUUUUACCAUUGUGACAUCUAUAAUUAAAAGAGUUGAGAUGCCUUCUCCUUUGGAGGGAAAGGGUGCUUUUAUUGUACACAGCAGCGUCUAUGUAUUUUGAUAUACCAUGGUUUGAACUCUCGUCUUUAGCUGAUAGAUUCUCAGAUAAUCCCUGAUGUGGGGUGUCCUGUGUGUGGUGAGAGGUUCUGGGAGACUCCUUUACCUGGGUGGAAAGCAAGCUGUCAGUGUCCGAGUGACUGUGUGAAGCUCAGCGUGUCGGGACAUCUUCUGGCCCAGGUUUUGUCUCUGCCCUUUACUGAAGACAAACAUUCACCAAUAAGGGGGUUGGAGGGGAGGUGGAGACAGUUUUGAGAGAAACUAAUUUUCUUUGACAAGAGUAUUACUUAAUAUUUUGGCCUAUUAAAGUUUCCCUAGUUAGUACUCGGAUUCCUUGUGCUAAUUGUUCAACUUACAUAUUAUUAUAUAGAUAACUGUUUAUUCUGUACCAAACGGAUUUCAAAAGUACCACAUUGAAAAUAAACUGGUGACUGUUUUUCUUCAUAAAGCUCUGCGUUUGGCACCUUCACUCUUUCCAAAAUGUGUCUGUGCACCAGAAAUGUCACAGUUCAAGUGUCUUUUCAGUGUGGCUUUCGUAUGGCUCCCUUUUAAUAUUGUACAUACAUUGUAUCUUUGUUUUAUGGUAAUAAGUAAUAAAAAUGUAGACUUCAUAAUUUUGUACAAAAUGUCCUAUGUACAGAAUAAAAAAAAGUUCAUAGAAACAGCAAAAUAGGUAAGUGGCACAAUUAUUUUUCUUUAGAAAAUAUCUGUAACUUUAUGCUUUAGUGAAAUGUUAAGUACCAACAUAUUUUUUAACAUUUUGUAAUUCAAAAUUUUUUGUUUUGACAUUGUUUAUGAAGAAAGACUUCAUACACUUGCCAUUUAAUAUGCUCUUUUAUCUAAUUUUAAAGAACUCUUUAAAAUGGUGUAUUAUAUGGACUAAAUAAAGAACAUGUGAAUUUUA
Nannospalax galili (Upper Galilee mountains blind mole rat) is the source of this 4365-nucleotide messenger RNA. RefSeq names its product protein phosphatase 2 regulatory subunit B'gamma (gene Ppp2r5c). The record is from RefSeq and is a predicted model, not a curated record. The transcript is spliced from 14 exons. Gene Ontology annotation, molecular function: protein phosphatase activator activity. The coding region runs from base 206 to 1780 and encodes 524 amino acids. Gene Ontology annotation, biological process: protein dephosphorylation; signal transduction. Gene Ontology annotation, cellular component: cytosol; protein phosphatase type 2A complex; nucleus. Lineage: Eukaryota; Metazoa; Chordata; Mammalia; Rodentia; Spalacidae.